GGGUCUGGCUGAGGAGCAGGAGGUGGCCGUGGCUGUUGUGGUGGUGACAGGUGACAGCAGCUGGCUGCUGCAGGAGGAGCCCAGCGUGAGGGUGGCACGACCUCUCCAAUAAGGGACAGCGGGAGCUGCUGGGUCAGUUCUGGGUUAAUCACUUGGUGUGGAACAGGAUAAGGACUGAUGGAUUUUUGUCUUUUCUUUGUUUUGCAAUGAGCUAGACAGUGACAGUGUGGAAGGCACAAGGCUGAUCAGGGAACCGUCCAGGGCUCGUGAGCAACUCGCUGCACCAGAACUGUCCUUUGGAGACCCCUCUGGCUGUCCUGGCUGUAUCGGGUGAGGCUCAGGGACUCCUCAGGUCAAUGCUGGCAGCUUUGUGGGCACUCGUUCAGGCUGUGGCGUGUGGUAGAGCCUCUCUCGGAGCCCAGACCCACGGUGGAUGCCCCCCCCCCCGCCUCCGUCCCUGCCAGGCUCCCUGCCGUGCGCGCCCCUUCGGUCUCCAUAGUGUUUCCUGGGUGUUCUGCUGAGGGCCCGGUGCUGAGGGUGAGGAGUGGGGCUGAGAGAUGAGAAGGGGCUGAAGCCAGGAUGGAGCUGCUCGGGGACCGCGUGGCUGCUGGAAGUCCUUCGUCCCCAUCAGCCCCUGCUUGGAGGGAGGGUCCCCUCGUCCUGCGCGUCCCGCUGCGGGGCAGCCCCCGCCCGGCUGUCCCACUCUGUCCAGUGUACCCUCCCGGUUCCGUUCGCAUUAAACCACUGUGAAGCCAAGUCUCCGCCUCGUCCUGCGGGCAGCGGGGCGGGUGGGGGGGGCGGCGGGAGGGCCUCCCGCGCGGCAGGGGGCGCCGAGCAGCGAAAAGCGCGGGCGGCCUCCCCGCCGCCAGGGGGCGCUCGUGCGGGCGGAAGCGGCGCGGAGGCGCGAUGUCGCGGGCGGAGCGGCCGGCGCCGCGGCGCCGCUCCCCGAGCCGUCCCGACCUGCUGCGGGACGGGGCCGGCUCGCCGCUCUCCCCGUUCUACCGCAGCUUUUUCGAGGACGAGUGCCGCACCAUCGCCGCCCGCCUGCUCGUGGGCUCCGCCGCCACUCCCGGGCCUUCUCCCGGCCCGGCGGAGAGCGGCGCGCCGUGGCCGCCCCCCGCCGCCCCUCUCGUCACCUCCACGCCCUUCGAGUCCUCGCCGCCCCCCGCCGCGGGCAGUCCGCCCGUAGCCGCCCUCCUCGGCCGCCCCCGGGGGGCAGCGCGGCGCCUCGCUUCGCCCCGUGCCGGGGGGCGCUCCCGCCUGGCCCGCCCGCAGCCCCGCCGGGCCGGGCAGCUCCCCCCCGGCCGGCCCCCCGCCCGCUCCCCGCGCCGCGCCGCUGGAAGGCCGUCCCCGGCCCGGCCGCGGGCCUCCGUGGGGCCGGAGCCGCGGGGGGCUGGCAAAGGGCCCGGUGCCCCCGCUGCCAAGCUGCCCGCGCCCCCAGGUGCUAAGCUGAAGGCGAUGCCGGCUGCCAAGUCCGGGCUGCAGCAUCCCACCUACAGGGCCUCACAGCUGGCACGGCCGUCCGCCGGGCCCAAGGCGCCACCCCGGGACAGAGCGACGGAAACUGCUGGCAAAGCUGGGGGCCGCAGACAGCCCCCUCAGAGGAUUCCCACCUCAAUUCCUACCGUGGCUUCUCGCUCCCGAUUGCAGCCUGCGGGAAAAGCGGCUUCUUCCAAGCGUGCUCACCCAGGUCGUACUUCAGAAUCGACUCCACAGGAACCAGUGUGCAACAGGACCCGAGAGCUGAUGGAAAACGAUAAAGCUGACCAGACGUGGGUGUGUGUGGGGUCCCCUUAUCUCAGAGAACUGCACCCUGGCGCUGUUUCUGGCUGUGGGGAUGCAGCCUGUGCUGCACAGCCUGCAGGUUGCCAGCUGUCCCAGGAGCUGGAGCACGUGAAGAAAGAGCUGGAGCGAGUGAAAGGAGAGCUAGCUGAUAAGACUGCUCAGUGUGAAGCCUACUGUCAGACAAUCUCCUCCUUGCAGGCUCAGCUCAGAGCAGCAGGAAUCUGCUUAGAAGAUGCUGCAGAGGAUAACAGCGGCAUCUGGGAGAGAGACUGACAGCUUCCCCCAGCACACGGGACAGAUGGCAGCGACUUGUCCAGGCACCUGAGCUGCUGGGCCAGUGAUAUUUACAGAGCAUUUGCACAAAUGGACUUUUUUAACUCCUUGUAUUUAAAAUAAACCUGUCUAUUCUUGCA
Molecule: messenger RNA, 2198 nt
Organism: Gallus gallus (chicken)
Lineage: Eukaryota; Metazoa; Chordata; Aves; Galliformes; Phasianidae
Product: basic proline-rich protein
Exons: 8
Coding region: 907-2058 (383 amino acids)
Source: RefSeq, a predicted model, not a curated record